Messenger RNA from Prunus avium (sweet cherry), 730 nucleotides. The record is from RefSeq and is a predicted model, not a curated record. Lineage: Eukaryota; Viridiplantae; Streptophyta; Magnoliopsida; Rosales; Rosaceae.
UUGUCGAAGAAAAUAUACAGAGAAAGGCAAAAGACAGAAGCAGGAAAAAGAAAAACUUGAAAUCUCGUAACGAUGGCGAAGCCAGUGUCUGAUUCACACAGCAACAGAGAAGCAGUUCAAGCAACAAACGACGACGCCUCGGCCAGCAAACUGUCCUGCGUGAAGAAAGGGUACAUGAAAGACGAUUAUGUCCAUUUGUUUGUAAGAAGACCUGUGAGAAGAUCUCCGAUUAUUAACCGUGGUUACUUUGCUCGUUGGGCUGCUCUUCGCAAGCUCCUGAAUCAGUUUCUUGAUACUGAAAAAAAUGGGGGUGAAAAGGGUAAUUUGAAGAAGCAGGUUUUAUCACUUGGAGCUGGCUUUGAUACAACAUAUUUUCAGCUGCAGGAUGAGGGGAGAGCACCCCAUUUAUAUGUGGAGCUGGAUUUUAAGGAGGUAACUAGUAAGAAGACCACACUUAUUGAAACCUGCAAUCAUUUGAGGGACAAAAUUGGUGCAACAGCUUCAAUCUCUCAAGAAAAAGGAGAAGUGCUCAGUGACCACUAUAAGCUACUCCCCAUUGAUUUGCGCAACAUACAACAAUUAGACGAUGUUAUAGCUUUGGCUGGUAUGGAUCGCAGGUAUGUGCUUACAGUCAAUUUUCUUCCUUUGUUGUUUAUUUAGAUCUCAUUGCCGUACUUUGAACACUUAGUUUUGGGUCAUUGGUGUCUUCUUUUAUGGCUUUCCAGAUACU